GCGGCAGAGGCUGCCUACAUCCCGGGAUCUGGAGUUGGAGCUGCGCGAGUGAAAGUUGGGCUAAAGGGUGUGAGAGGAUGCUGCAGGACAAUAAAGGAUUGUACUGACACCCAAUACCUGCGGGAAGCGUGUCCCGAAUGAAGGAUGGCGCGCAAUGCACUGAGCUUAUGCCUCUUAUUUUUGGGUUUUCAACAUUCCUCAUCACAUGAUUGUGUUGAUCCACUUAUCUCCAACCUCUAUGCCUCAUCAUUCUUGGCCUCGUCCAGAUACAACUUCCUGUACUCUGCCAAUUUUGCAAAAUUAUAUGGCAGCAGUGGCUGGUCGCCCUCUCCCCGGGACAGACAGCCCUGGCUUCAAAUCGACCUGCUAAGAAAGUACAGACUGGUAGCCAUUGCCACACAGGGGACAUUCAACUCCUAUGACUGGGUCACCAAGUACACCCUCCUCUAUGGGGACCGACCAGACUCAUGGACGCCCUACAUCAUGAAAGGAGGGAACUCGACGAUGCCGGGGAACUGGAAUUAUUAUCAAGUCAAAAGAAACGUCUUCCAUUAUGCCUUCACUGCAAAACACGUACGUCUGCUUCCUCUGGCCUGGAACACAGAGAAUGGAGGCAAGAUUGGUGUGAGGCUGGAGCUCUUUGGCUGCCCCUAUGAUUCCUAUGUUCUGCAGUACAAUGGAGAUGACUCUGUAGUGUACAUGUACCCAGGGAGGAAGUCUCGCACUCUGUCUGAUCACAUCGCUCUUAACUUCAAAACCCUGGAGCAGGAUGGACUGCUGCUACACAGUGAGGGAGUGCAGGGAGACCUGUUCACGCUUGAACUCAGGAAGGGAAGACUCUACCUUCACAUCAGCCUUGGAAGCAGUAUUGUCCACAAUCUAAAUGGGAGGACUACGCUGACAGUGGGCAGUCUCUUAGAUAAUCUGCAUUGGCACUACGUCACUAUAAAGAGAUACGGCCGACAGGUGAACUUCACUGUCGAUGCUCACUCGGUCACUGGGUACUGCAGCGGAGACUUCACUCACCUGGAUCUAGACAAGCAGCUAUAUGUCGGUGGAGUAAUUGAACCAAACAUGCCUCAUCUUCCCUCGACUCCAAACUUCAGAGGAUGCCUUGAAAACGUCUUUAUAAACGGUGUCAACAUCAUUGACAAAGCCAAACGAGAGGAGACCGAUAUCCGCAUACCAAGGAAGAAAAAAAUGCACUUCACCUGCCGUGAUAUUUUGCUCAAACCGAUGACUUUUGCUGGACCCAACAACUAUCUCCAAGUGCCGGGAUUUUUCAGAAGACCCAAGAUGUUUGUCAAGUUUAAGUUUCGAUCCUGGGACUACACUGGACUGCUCAUGUUUACACGAUUUGCCGAUGACUUGGGAGCUCUUGAGUUAGGCCUGAGCGAAGGACAGAUAAACGUCACAAUAUUUCAACCGGGGAAGAAGAAGAUCCAAUUUGCAGCAGGAUACAGACUGAAUGAUGGCUACUGGCACACGGUGGAUUUGGCGGCUAGAGAUAGCCUUUUAACUCUGACCAUCGAUGAAGAAGAAGCAUCUCCGUUAAGAAUAACCAACCCUUUUACAAUUCGAACUGGGGACCGCUACUUUUUUGGAGGUUGCCCACAGACUAACAACACGAUACGCAAAUGUGAAACCAAGUUGAAUCGAUUCCACGGUUGCAUGCAGCAUAUUUUUAUAGACAAUGAACAGCUGGAUAUAGACAUCGUCCUCCAAAGACAGUGGGGGCGCUAUGCAGAGCUGUUGUUAGGCACCUGCGGGAUCACAGACAGAUGCUCUCCGAACCCCUGUGAACACGAGGGCAGGUGCAUUCAAUCAUGGGACGACUUUAUCUGUUUGUGCGAAAAUACAGGUUAUAAAGGAGAAGUGUGCCAUAUGUCUGUUUAUAAGGAGUCUUGUGAGGCUUACCGACUCAGUGGCAAGUAUUGGUCUGGAAACUACACAAUAGAUCCAGAUCUCAGCGGGCCCUUGAAGCCAUUUGAGGUCUACUGCAAAAUGAAGUCCUAUAAAGCGUGGACAGUAAUUAUGCAUGACCGUGUGGAUGGUACAAAGGUUUCUGGGAGUACCAUAGAGAGGCCUUACAUUGGCGAUGUUAACUACUGGAACGCUUCCUGGGAUGAAGUAUCCGCUCUUGCCAACACAUCUAUUUACUGUGAGCAAUGGAUUGAUUACUCCUGCUACAAGUCCAGACUUCUCAACACUGCUGGUGGACGGCCCUUUGGCUACUGGAUUGGCCGAAACAACGAGAGCCACUAUUACUGGGGAGGCACAUUUAGAGAAAUACAGAAAUGUGGAUGUGCCAUCAACCAAACCUGUGUGGAUCCAAGGUUCCAAUGCAACUGUGAUGCUGACUACAGACAAUGGUACUCUGACAAAGGCUACUUAGACUUCAGAGACCACCUGCCUGUGAGGAGGGUCGUCGUCGGAGACACAAACCGCACACGAUCAGAGGCGCAGUUCACAGUUGGACCUCUCCGUUGCCAUGGAGACAGAAACAUCUGGAACACCGUCUCGUUCACUAAGCCCACUUACAUAACUUUUCCCACUUUCAAACCUGGGUCAAGCGCAGACAUCUCCUUUCAUUUCAAAACCUACAAAGCAAACGCCGUCUUCCUCGAGAGCUCUGACGACCACCUCCGCAACUUUAUACGGGUUGAGCUCAACACAACCCAUAACCUGCUCUUCAUCUUCAUGGUUGGUGAUGGAAUCCUCAAUGUAACUCAUAGGUCUCCAGUGCCACUAAAUGACAAUGAGUGGCACUUUGUCCAAGCAGAACUCAAUGUAAAAGUGGCUCGAAUCAAAGUGGACUGGCAGCCCUGGACCGUCAGGCGAUUCCCGGGUCAAACCUUUGUCACCAUGAAGUUCACACAGCCUCUCCUUGUUGGUGCAGCCAAUAAAACACACAGGCCGUUCUUGGGCUGUCUCCGCGGGUUACGGCUGAAUGGAGUUCCUUAUGAUUUAGAGGGAAAAGUGAAUGAAGAACAAGGGAUCCGGAGAAACUGCAGUGGACAGUGUGUGAAUGCCACCGUACCAUGUCGGAACGCCGGCCAGUGCAUCGAAGGUUAUGCUUCCUAUUGGUGUGACUGUAACAACACUGCAUUUGAUGGUUUCUAUUGUCAUAAAGACAUUGGAGCUUAUUUUGAGGUGGGUUCCUGGUUGAAGUACAACAUUCUGAAGAAGCCCAUAUCAGAUGAAGCGGCGUGGGCCAACUGGAUCGACCCUCACUACGAUAACUUCACUCUGGGCUACAACGACACAGCGGACGACAUCGAGUUCAGCUUCAGUACAGUGCACUCUCCAGCCGUGUUACUCUACAUCAGCUCCUUUGUACAGGACUACAUAGCUGUUAUCCUCAAAGUGGAUGGGAGCGUUGACUUGAGGUACAAACUGGGUCUAAUAACUCACAAAUUUGAACUGACGAGGAGGAACCUUGCAGAUGGAUUCCCUCAUUAUAUCAAUAUAACCAGACAUAAUCACACUAUCAAAACACAGGUGGACUACAUGGAGCCAAAUGUGGAAAAGAUAACUUUAGUCGAAGACGCCAGAUUUGACUCUCCCAAAUCAAUGUUUCUUGGCCGAGUUAUGGAGGUUGGCGAUAUCGACUAUGAGAUCCAGAAACACAACGCACCUGGAUUCAUUGGCUGUAUCUCUGGAGUGAGGUACAACGUCUAUGCUCCUCUGAAGGCGUAUUUCAGACCAAACGUGACCGAUCCCCCGGUGACCACACAGGGAAUAGUCACAGAGUCUAUAUGCGGCGCGUUCCCUCCCGUCCUGGGCUAUGUGCCCUGGGAAGUAGACCCCUGGUUCACCACUAUAGAGUACAUCUAUAUCCAUGAUGACCUGGGGCUGUUCUGGAUAAUAGUCAUUGCUAUCCUGGCGUUCCUGCUGCUCUUAGCCGGCCUCUACAGCAUCUAUGUGUACGCCUAUCAGCAGAAGGGCAGCUACCACACCAACGAACCCAAAAAUCUAGAGUCCCCAAGCAGCUCCAGACCACUGACCGAAACGCUGCGCCGAGACAUCAAGAAGUCCCUCCCAGAGAUAGACGAGGAGUUCAGGGCGGGCUAGCAUCAAGUGGACUAUGGUACAAUGGGCGGGGCUUAUGCCGGGGGGGUGGGGCCGGGAAAUAGUACUCAAGGUAAACACUGAAUUUGAUUUGUAGAUUAUAUUUGUAUUUAUGUUUUGUGUUUAUUGAUUUUUAAGGUGCACUGUGAAACUUUUCCAGAGGGAAUCCAACAUCCGCUUGUCUCCAUGUUGAUGUUAUUGUGUUGCUUAGAAUACUCCACAGUAUGGCAUUAAAUAUAUCUAUCUUGCGUUAAUUCAAUUACAGGUGAGUUUAUUGCUCAAAAUCAUGGAUUGUUACUGUUAGUGGGCUUGCCAUUUCACAGAUUUGACCUGUAACUUGACUUGGUGACUAUACCCGCUUGUGUACAUGUAGAUAGAUAUGUUUAAUGUCAUACUGUGGAACAUUCAGGCAAAUCAAUGAGCUCUCCAUAGCAAUAAGCAGGUGGUAGACUCUCCGUUAGAAAAGUUAGUGCUACUUUAAGUGGGAUUUGACGCCUGGUGCCGUAACAGUCCCAUCACUGGUAUUUGUUUUGUUUUUGCGUUUGAGCCCCAUGUUGCGUGAGAAGCCAAGUCUCACAGUGUACAGUUUAGCAGGGUGAUAUAUUAAAGUGCCUGUUACGAGCUAGCUUGAUCUGAAAUAAAAAAAACAAACAAAAAAAACAACAAAAUGGUUAUCAGAUUGAGGUUAGACUGUGGGCAUAAGACUUCAUGGGUUAAAAAAAGUCUUAUUAUAUUUUCGUUGUUUAGAUAUUUUUGUCACUGUCACAAGUUUGGAUCCAUUGUCAUUUAAAGAAUACAUGUAUGACAGACAAUCUCUCUUGGAGCCAUUUAAAACCACAGAUUCACAAAAUGAAAUGAAGCUUUUCUACUGAGCCAGUCAACACAGAUCAGCCGUAACAUUAUGACCACUGACAACCGACUAACACGCAUAGCUUUACUCUGCCACUUGUUAACAGAUGGCAUAUUUUAUACAGCAAGUUAACACUAUAUUCUCAAAUGUAACUGUUAAAAAAUAUUGACUGAAAUAGGGAUCGGAGCGAGCUUUGAAAAGUGACAAAUUGUGAGGGCUGGUUGACCAUAGAAGAUUAUACCUAAAACUGCAGCAUUUAGAAGGUAUUCUCAUAGACUGUAUAUAAAUGGACACAUCUAACCCACAAGCUGCCACAUUUCAAAUAGGAAGUGAGCAUGGGCGCAUUUCUGGCUCCAUCGACUCUGGCUCCAAUUUACUGUUUAUUGAAAAACUGUCACACCUGUCCCUGUAACUGCUGCUGUCAGGCUCGUCACUUUGGUCUUAAAAUGCUCGUAUUAACCCGCUGGAGCCGAAUGCUACGGGUGAAAACACACUCCCUUAGUCCACGUCUUUAUACAGUCUAUGGGAAUUGUGCGGUGUCAAUGCUUUACUAAUGUUGUUGUGCAUGGGGCCAGAUAUUAGGCAAAUAGUAAUCCCACAUAACAUCACUAAUAAUAAGAUAAACUUUUUAAACCUUUAUGUAUGCUGGUGGUCAUGAUGUUAUGCUCGAUUGGUCCACAAACUGUUAUAAUCCCCACAUGGAGCUCGGAUGAGUUCAGCUUUGAGACUGAUAAGGAUAUACGCUUCUCCUAGUUGUAUUGCAGCUUACAACAGUGCAGUGUCUUGUCAGAACGGCUCUUGUAUGUGGCUCCAUAUAGAUUACAGUAGAACGCAGCUUUGCCCCAUAGCAGUAUGCUCGGAUCGUUCAACUCUGAAUCAAUUAUGUGAUGGUUAACCGAAACCAGGGUGUAAUUAAGUUUGUAUUGUUUGACUUGUACUUAUCUCAAGCUUCCAAAAACAUGGUGCUACAGCGGUUUUGACAUUUAUGGUGACUAGUACUAGAUCAAAGUUUUUUGGACCAUAUGGAAGACUUGAACAUUUAAAAAUACACAGUAACAGUGUACAGAGGACCACUUGUAAAUGCUUACCAUUCACUUACAGUAUUUCAGUAUUAAGACAGUAGCCUCCUGUGCUAACGUCAUAAUUGCUGCUUAAUUAGCUGCUUCCUAUUAAAUGAAAAAAACCUUUAUUCUCAUCAACUUUUAACCAAAGCAUAGGGCUUCCACCAUUCACUCAGCUCUUCUCGAAGCACUGUUGUGAAAAAACAUUUGCCAUAUACCUGCUAUGCAUUGUAGAGCAUGGACGCACUUUGCAAUAUCUUGCAAUAAGAAUACGAGCUUCUUCCUAUCACCAAUACUUUGCGAAAUAGCAAUUAGGAUGUAAUGGGUGUCAAUGUAAAACUGUGUGCGAUGUUUUUUAUACAAUGUUUUCAGAUGGGAUGUUCUGAAUGUAAACUAUAAAUGAUGUUGAAAGUAUCAGAAAGCUCAGGAUUCAGUGUCCGGAUGUUACUGUAAACACUGUAUUGUAUGAACAUGUAGAUAUGGCAAAAACAAGCUAUAUUUUUGAGAAUGUGCUUUGUCCAAAUGAAUGAAAUUGAGCCUAAUACAGCAAUGUUUAGGUUUUAGGCCAAGUGCGGUCGCUUUGAAUUCAGUCAUCGUUUGUGUAAAAUGCAAGUCACUAAUUUAGACUUUAACAUUCAGCUGAUGUCAUAUAAUGCUGUUUUAUCAAAAAAGUUGCACCCAAUAGUCCUGCAUCGGUAACACAGAGAAAAACUCAUAAAUGUUUGUUCUGUGUUAAGUACUGUGUUGGUAAUGUUACUUCACUGCUUGUUUGGUGUGGGUUUAUUCAUUGAUUUCAGGUUUUAACCAUUCAAAAGAUAGAAUAUUUUGUUUUCAUUCAUUAAUUGUCCUAUUUUUUCUUUACACUUAGACCUAUGGAUAACUUAAAUGGAAAUAACUUAUUACUGUAUCUGGACUUCAGUGUCUCAUCUUAGUCAAAUUGUGGGUUAAUUCGUCAUUUAUUUAUAGCCCAAUAGUUAUCCGUUUUUCGCUAGUGUCACCGAUGCAGGUUUUAAAUGUAUUUUGCACUGAUUGCAGCAUAUUGUCUCUAAGCUAUUGUUUGGUUGGUCAUUUACUGCAUGUCAGACCUGUGUUUUUUCAUUGUUGGAAAUGUAAACCAGGAUGUUAAUACAAUGAAUUCACCAAUAGGGGGAGUAGUAAGCAAGUUGUGUUAAUUGAGACUUCAGUAGAAUUAUGCUACUUCAUUAUUUAUGAUCAGUCUCAUUGACAAACACUACUGCUGCUCUGUGCACUUAGUACUGUUAAAGUCCAUAUGAGUCUCAAGACAGCCAUAGAUCACAACUGAACACCUACAGGUGAAACAUUCGUGAUAAUUGUGCACUGGUUAAGUCAAACCUCGCUCAACCGGCAUCAGACAAACGUUUGUGUGUUUAAACAGAUUUAUUUUUAGGGAUUUUAUUUUGAAAAGCCGCACUGUAAAUGACCAUUACUGUGGAAAUCCAACCUGUCACCAGAAUAAAAGAAGCUUGAAGAAA
Periophthalmus magnuspinnatus is the source of this 7475-nucleotide messenger RNA. RefSeq names its product contactin associated protein 1 (gene cntnap1). The record is from RefSeq and is a predicted model, not a curated record. The transcript is spliced from 24 exons. The coding region runs from base 145 to 4074 and encodes 1309 amino acids. NCBI's taxonomy places the organism in Eukaryota, Metazoa, Chordata, Actinopteri, Gobiiformes, Gobiidae.